GCAUACGCGUAUGAGUUACUUUUAACCAGUUUCCGGUAAUUGUCGUAAACGUUCUUCCAGUUUGAUCUUCAAGGGUAUCUACGAACUAGAGUCAACAUGCUUCGGUUUACUAAAGCAGCUCUGAACGUCUCCGGACAAGGUGCCCGUCAUGUGAGGCUCAGUUCGACGCAUGCCCCUGAAUUCCAUGCCAAGUAUGGCACUGGCCUGAUGGUUGGAGGAUUCGUGUUCUGUGUAUCAGUCUGGGGAUUUGUACUAACACAAACCGGCAUCACAUGGAAUCUGUCUCCAGUUGGGAAGGUCCAACCCAAACCAUGGAGGGAGGUGGAAGAAUAAUGGACUGAGACUGCUCUCUUUUGAGAAAUCGACCACAGCAGACCACAAAACACUUAUCCCAGAUAUCCCUAUAAACAUUCUGGUUGUACAGCUGGAUACCCAUGUUUUUAACUUGUUGCCGUCCUGGCAUUACCCAUGUAAUCAGUAAAUUAAAUGUAAACCAAACAUUGGCUGAAUAUCUUUUACUUCAGCACUCUGUUGUGGUGUCCCCUUUCAUGUACCUUUCAAAUGGUAGGGGGUGCCUUUGUCAAAUGGAAUCAGGAAAGUAAGAGUCAAGAAUAUAUCUGUACUACCAUGUUUUUCUAAAAUCCUAGAAGAAUUGGUGUGUAGGAGAAUGUUGCCACAUUUAAAUCAACACUGUAUUAGGCCAUCAUUGUAAAUAAGAAUUACUGUCAUGUGUAGUUAAAUAUAAGCACCAAUUUGUUUUUGUAAGAACUACUCUACAGAUAUUUUGCAACUUGCUCUUUUGCAACUUGUGGAUAAAAUAUUUACAGCCCUUAACAGUGAAUACCCUCUUGGCAUCUUUAGAUAUAUCCAAAGUGUUUGACACAGUUGAUCAUGAAAUAUUACUUUCUAAAAUGCAUUAUUACAGUUUUCAUGAUUAUA
This is a messenger RNA of Salvelinus namaycush (lake trout), 939 nucleotides long. RefSeq names its product cytochrome c oxidase subunit 7B, mitochondrial-like. The coding region runs from base 97 to 333 and encodes 78 amino acids. The record is from RefSeq and is a predicted model, not a curated record. The transcript has 3 exons. Gene Ontology annotation, biological process: mitochondrial electron transport, cytochrome c to oxygen. Lineage: Eukaryota; Metazoa; Chordata; Actinopteri; Salmoniformes; Salmonidae.